Fraxinus pennsylvanica is the source of this 627-nucleotide messenger RNA. NCBI's taxonomy places the organism in Eukaryota, Viridiplantae, Streptophyta, Magnoliopsida, Lamiales, Oleaceae. The record is from the annotation of a GenBank genome assembly.
AUGUUUGAUGAAAGUCCUGUUUUGGCUAUUGCAGGGCUUGUAAAAGGAGCUAAUCAAGGGGAGGGUCACAAGGAAUGGUUGGCUGAAAUCAAUUAUCUUGGUCAGUUGCGUCAUCCUAAUCUUGUAAAAUUGAUUGGUUAUUGCUUAGAGGAUGACCACAGACUUUUGGUCUAUGAGUUCAUGCCCAAGGGUAGCAUGGAGAAUAAUCUAUUCAGGAGAGGUUCUUACUUCCAGCCAUUUUCUUGGAGCCUACGAAUGAAAAUUGCUCUUGGCGCUGCACGGGGACUUGCCUUUCUUCACAAUUUUGAUCUUUUACCUGAGAAAGAUGAUGGAGGCUAUGUCUGUGGAGGAUGGAAACUUGUUCAAUAUGAAACUGAGAUCACAGCCUAUGUUGAGCCAAACAAAAUCAAGAAACUUACUGGUGUCAAAACUAAGGAGCUAUUCAUAUGGAUCACUCUUAGUGACAUAUAUGUCAACGAUCCGCCUAACGGAAAAAUCACCUUCAAGACUCCGACCGGGCUGUCCCGAUGUUUUCCAGUUGAAGCUUUCGUGGUCGAGGAGGAGGAUAUUAAGAAAGUUCAAGAACAUGCUGAGGUAAAACCAGCUGUUGAAGUGAAGGAAGUGUAA